AUGAGUAAUCAGUUGUGUCAGAUAGAUUGUCUGCCAGAAGAUGGGGUGAGGGAAGGAGUGUGUGCCAGGACUGCACACCUCCUACUCUUCCUCUUUGCCUUUUUUCUCCUCUUACAUCUUCUCCUUUAGUGUCUCUUGCUGCUUCGGCCAGGGAGAAAAGGAGAGUGGAACAUUGUUUCCCCCCAGGGCGACAGAGCAGAGAGUAUCUUCUGCCAGGAUAUCGUGCCUCCUCUCCUCUCUGGCCUCCUCUCUCUUUGUAGCCGAUAUGGCCAAUCGCCUCCUCAUCUGGAUCCAGAAGAGACAGUUGAGAAGAAGGAGACGCAGGGGUUCAGUUCAGAUUUGAUGGACUGCAGCACACAUGAAGAGACCAUGUCCAGAUUCUUCUGA
This is a messenger RNA of Xyrichtys novacula (pearly razorfish), 387 nucleotides long. NCBI's taxonomy places the organism in Eukaryota, Metazoa, Chordata, Actinopteri, Labriformes, Labridae. The record is from the annotation of a GenBank genome assembly.